Closterium sp. Naga37s-1 is the source of this 2607-nucleotide messenger RNA. NCBI's taxonomy places the organism in Eukaryota, Viridiplantae, Streptophyta, Zygnematophyceae, Desmidiales, Closteriaceae. The record is from the annotation of a GenBank genome assembly.
AUGUCCGACGCUAGUCCAUCGACCGACCACAGUCCGACAUCUACCGAGGAAGAGACGCUCCCGUUACUCUACGAUCUUGACAAGCUGACGCAGAUUCAAGAAGGGGAGUUCACCAAGGACAUUCCCCCACUGCCGAUCGGGGAGUUUAACAAGAAGAAAAAACAGAAUUCGACGCGAACAGGACAGCCAGGAACUUCGUCGGCACCGGCCGGCUCUGGAAACCAGGUUGAGGUCGAGGAGGAGGAGGAUGGGGAGGAGGAGGAGGAGGAAAGCGAUGACGAAAACGACGAGCGUCCACCGCGUAGCACUAAUCAGCGCACCUUGGAAGAACGACUCAGGCGGGAACUUGAAUACAUAGAUAAUCUGCUCGAACAGGACGAGGAUGCGGACCAGGAGAACUUGUCGGUACCACGCGAACAUUGGAGGGCGGCAGACUUCGUCGAGGAAGACCUGGUUUACGCGUCCAUCGACGUGCUCGUCUUGGACGCCCGACGCCACCUGCAAACCGUGGAGAGGAACAGCACGCUGAGGCUGUACACCUCGUGGAUCUAUCACUUCAAGAGGUGGGCGGCGAAGAUGUUGAGGCAAAUUCGCAGCAAGCUUCCGCAGGAGCACAGGCUUAAGCACGUCGACGAGAUAGGGCACUACAUCCGGGACAACAAGAAGAAAAACUGGGAUCAAGAGGCCGAUGUCCCCCGGGCGUACGUGUGGCUGCACGGCCCUAGGGUCACCAAGACCCGGCUUCGCGCAUACGUGAAGUACAUGGUUCGGGAGUUGAAGCUCGAUGCCGAGUCCAGCAAGGAAGGCGACAACGCCACAGGAACACAGUCUGUGCAAUCUACAACGGUGCACACGCUCCUCGGGCGCAUAAAGGCAUGCCAGAUGGCGGCGAGAGUGGAGGCGACACUAUACCGGGAGACGGAGCUGAGCAUCAUGCGUGAGAUAUUGGUGGUCAGGUCGGAGAUCGGCCAGUUUCACGGCGUCCGCCUCAUUCCGCCGGUGGACACCAGCACACGCGCGAGCUGGUACAAGAAGCACCUCUUCUUCGCCAAAAACGACACCGACCAAGGGGAGCUCUCCGUGGCAAGCCACCAACACUGGGCGCGGCAGUUGUGGGACAAGAACGGGGUGUUCUGCAAGAGGAACGUGCACGCCGCUCGAGCGAGAGGGGCCCAGGAGCUGGCCAUCGACGGCACGCCGCGCGCCGAGAUCGCGGAGCUGGGUCACUGGGCGCUCGACAAGAUGACGCGAGCGUACAUCACCACCAUUCCGGUGGGGGUGGUGAUGAAGAAGACCGGUUACUCUGGUUACAAGCAGGACUACUUCUUGGGUCGGAGCAGGGUAGAGCCCUCCGAGAAGCUCCUGAAGCUCCUCGCCGAGCACAUCUUCCCCGGCGUCGACGACAUGCUGAAGACGGCGGAAGGGAAGGCUGCCAAUGGGUCCGACGCCGACAAAGCCGCGGUGCACUUCUGGCGCACACUCCAGAUGCUGCGCCGCAUCGUCGCCGAGGACCUAGCGGUGAAGCUGGUCCGCACACCAUGGCACCCGUACGUCCAAGGCUCCAUGCUCUGCCGGAUCCCCCUCUUCCAGCACUGGGCGAAAUGGGUCGAGAGGGUCGACACCGAGACGAUCAACAAGCGUCGGGACCCGACCCAAAUUCAGGCAGAGGAAAUCUCUGUUCGCUUUGACACAGAGUACUACAACAUGUCCCUCAAGGAGAAGCUGACGAAGGAGAUGGAGCGCACCGCGAACGAGAAGAUUGACUUCCUGGAGGAGCUCGAGAAGCGCGACGGCACCAUCGUGUCGCUCACCGCCGAGAUAAUCCGUCUCACCGAGGCACUCCGUAUGUCAGAAGCACGGAGAGUGCCGGAGGCCCCGCCGUCGGCUACCGCGCAAGCUCCAAGCAAGGGUGGCUCGGCGGAUUCGGCCAACACGGGAGCGGGAGCCGACAGAGGGGACGAGAAACCCCCGCCACCCCCACAGACGGACGAGGAGGCUAGUUACGAGCUCAACGUGGUACAACCGUGGCGGGAGGCCAAGACCGGGAGGGACGCCUGGCGCCUCUGGAACUCCGCCACCGCCAAUGACACCCGUCGGCUUUGCGACAGGUUCGGCGAGCCGUGCUUCGUCGACCGCCACACCCUCCUGUCACGCGCGACGCAGGGUGCACUCAACAUGAGGGUGCGCCGCAUGCUGAGGGUCAUGGAUGCGGUGCGCCAGCUACGCGCGAGGGACGGUGACGCCGACACCGAGGAAGUGGUCGAUGCACUGCACAGGAUCGCGGCACCGGGCAUUGGGACCUUCGCCGAUGCCCUCACGGUGCUCAAACCGGGAACGGCACCGAUGUUGUCCAAGGAGCCUAGCAUGGGAGUCAAGGGGCUGGGCCCCAAGGUGGUCUCGAAGCUACGCCUCGCCUGUGCGCUUGUGGCGCUCAACCUGAAGCCGACAGUUUGGGUCGAAACCCUGUUUCCAGACACCUGGGUGGAGCAGAUGCCGAAGACCAAGGCCGACCUGGCGAAGCCGACCGCACCUGCCAAGUCGACCGCACCGGCCAAGCCGACCGCACCGGUGCACCGUCCUCCGACCAAGCGCAAGAAGUCGGCAUAA